UGAUCUGGAGCAGAGGAUGGGAACCACUGAAGCCACUUUACGCAUGGAGAACAUGGAGGUGAAAGAUGAGUGGCAAGACGAUGAUUUCCCACGGCCUCUUCCUGAAGACGGUGAUUUAGAUGGACUCACUGACAACACUGCUCACCGAGCCGCUCUGACUGCGGAUCACACGGAUUCGGGUCGACAGAAGCGCCGCACGCUCAUCGCUCCGGCCAUCAACCUGUCGCUGGAUAAAAGCGAAGGUUCGCUGCUUUCUGACGACUUCCUGGAAACCCCAGACGACCUAGACAUAAACGUGGACGACAUCGACACGCCUGACGACGACUCGCUCGGCUCCCUCAACAACACCAAUGAGCUGGAAUGGGAAGACGACACUCCGGUGGCCAGUGCGAAGGGUCCAGGCGGCGACGGAGACGAUGGUGCGUCUCGUCUGUGGAGGACAGUGCUCAUCGGUGAUCAGGAGCACAGGAUAGACAUGCAGGUCAUCAGGCCAUACCUGCGUGUCGUCACACAUGGAGGUUAUUACGGUGAAGGACUGAAUGCCAUCAUCGUGUUUGCUGCCUGCUAUCUGCCCGACAGCGGCUGCGCAGACUACAGUUACAUCAUGGAGAACCUCUUUCUGUAUGUGAUCAGUAGUUUGGAGCUGCUGGUAGCUGAAGAUUACAUGAUCAUCUACCUGAAUGGAGCCACGCCGCGCAGAAGGAUGCCGGGCAUCAGCUGGCUCAAGAGAUGCUACCAGAUGAUCCAAAGACGGUUAAGAAAGAAUCUCAAAUGUCUGAUCAUCGCACAUCCCUCUUGGUUCAUCCGGACAGUUCUGGCCAUCCUGCGGCCCUUUAUGAGUGUGAAAUUCAUGGAUAAGAUCCGUUACGUCCAGAGUUUGGAGGAGCUGGCUCAGAUCGUUCCCAUGGAGCAUGUGCAGAUUCCCCAGUGCGUGCUGCAAUGUGACGAGGAGCGAAAUAAAGCAAGGCUUGAACAACUGGCCAAGACAUCAGAGAGGCCGCCGUCCGUGGCUGCAGAGGCCUGUCCCUGACCCCGUCUCAUUGGGU
This is a messenger RNA of Carassius carassius (crucian carp), 1046 nucleotides long. RefSeq names its product caytaxin-like. The transcript has 11 exons. The coding region runs from base 17 to 1030 and encodes 337 amino acids. NCBI's taxonomy places the organism in Eukaryota, Metazoa, Chordata, Actinopteri, Cypriniformes, Cyprinidae. Gene Ontology annotation, cellular component: cytoplasm. The record is from RefSeq and is a predicted model, not a curated record. Gene Ontology annotation, biological process: apoptotic process.